AUGGCCCUCUACAAGUCACCAGUAAUUCCAAUUCAUGAUGUGACCAAUCUGUCGAUCUCACAGUUCAUGACACAAUAUAAUCCCGACCAAGUAUCCGGAUCAAAGAUCGUCCAUGUGGAAACUUUCUCUAAGGAGGCCAUUACCUAUGGCUCCCUUCGCGACCAGGCUGGGCGGGCUGGCUGGGGCUUGCAGACGAAAUUGGGGCUCCAUCCAGGUGAUACCUUGCUAGCAUUGGUCAACAAUUCGAAUGCCUUCGUCCUCCUCGCUCAUGCGACAUGGUGGACUGGUGCUAUUUUCGCGCCUCUCAAUACAUCCGCAACACGGGAUGAUAUUUCGCAUGUCAUCAAUAUCACCAAGCCAACGCAUAUCGUCACUAUCGAGGAGAAGCUUAGCACGGUCCAGUCGGCGCUUGCUUCUUUGCCAGAAACGAGUAUCAAGAUCGGGACUAUCCGCUGCAAAGUAGGGGAUCUACCUCAAUUUCCGGACGAUAUCAUCGGCAGAACAGCUAAAGAGAGUAUCCCCCCCUAUGACCUCCAAGGAAAAAAUUCCAAGGAUGUGGCAAGCACAAUCUGCUUUUCCUCAGGCACAACUGGGAAGAUGAAAGGUGUACAGCUUUCCCAUUAUAAUCUCGUGAUAAACUCCCUUAUCAUGCGUGCCACUAUGCCAAUUCGGGUCAACUCAAGGGUCCGCGAGGUGUUCUUUGCACCGUACUGCCAUUGUUAUGGACUCUCUCUAGUGGUGAUGUCUGGCAUGUGGGCUGGAGGGUUUUAUUGCAGUCUCCCUGCCUUUGACCUCGAGGCAUUCUGUCAAACGUCGAGCGAGAUGAAAGUUACCGAUCUCCAUCUUGUGCCUCCUGUAGCGCUUCUUCUUGCCACAUCGCCUGUUGCUCAAAAGUAUGACUUGGCAUCGUUGGAAAGAAUUGUCAUUUCUGCGGCACCUUUGAAAAAAUCUGUUCAACUUUUGCUCAAAGAACGCCUUCCCCAUACGAGUGUUGUUCAAGGUUACGGGCUGACUGAAUGCACGGGAGGUGUGAUUCAUCAAAUCGACGAAGACGAGGAGGCGUUCGGAUGCGUUGGCAAGCUUUUCGCUGGCAUGGAAGGUCGAUUGGUCGACCCCAAGACACACAAGGACGUUCCUCUCGGCAACGAGGGAGAGUUGUGGCUACGAGGGCCAUUGGUCAUGAUGGGUUAUGUUAACGACCCUGUGGCAACGGUCAAAACCUUCACGGACGGAUGGAUCCGAUCGGGAGAUAUCUUGAAGAUGGAUAAGAAUCAGAACUUUUGGGUCACCGAUCGUUUUAAAGAGAUGAUCAAAUACAAGGGAUUCCAAAUCGCCCCUUCAGAACUGGAAGACAUUCUUCUACGCCACCCUGAAGUUACUGACGCUGCAGUUUGUGCAGUUUAUGAUGACUCGCAAGCGACUGAAGUGCCACUUGCCUAUGUUAGCCUCUCGCCACGAACAGUGGAGCUGGCGAGCCCUGAGAAGCAGAAGGUCCUUGACGAGAUCAAGGAUUGGAUAGAUGGGCAGGUUGCGGGAUACAAAAAGCUCAGAGGUGGUGUCCUCCAUUUGCAAACCCUCCCAAAAACUCCGACUGGAAAGAUUUUGAGAAGACUUCUCCCAGCAAAGUUGAAUGAGAAUAGAGAGGCUAAGCUUUAG
Messenger RNA from Penicillium samsonianum, 1656 nucleotides. RefSeq names its product AMP dependent CoA ligase. Gene Ontology annotation, biological process: secondary metabolic process. The record is from RefSeq and is a predicted model, not a curated record. Gene Ontology annotation, molecular function: CoA-ligase activity. NCBI's taxonomy places the organism in Eukaryota, Fungi, Ascomycota, Eurotiomycetes, Eurotiales, Aspergillaceae. Bases 1 to 1656 code for a protein of 551 amino acids. The transcript is spliced from 11 exons.